Molecule: messenger RNA, 246 nt
Organism: Drechmeria coniospora
Lineage: Eukaryota; Fungi; Ascomycota; Sordariomycetes; Hypocreales; Ophiocordycipitaceae
Exons: 2
Coding region: 1-246 (81 amino acids)
Source: RefSeq, a predicted model, not a curated record
AUGGGCCGCAUCCUCGCCGAGGGUGAUGCAGAGCCGAACGUCUGGACGAUCGAGGUAGGGUGCGAGGAUUUUUCGAACAUUCUGGACGAGAAGUUUGGGCUUCGCAACGUCUACGCUCGCCGGGCUGUCGGCGAUGCCGCGUCGUUCGAGCUCAUCGACGAGGCUUCCGAUGGCCGCGUCCUCGUCGAAGAAAUAUCCAUUCUCCUCAAAGGACCGAAGCGGUUCCGGCCGGGUAUCCGACGAUGA